Fopius arisanus is the source of this 1843-nucleotide messenger RNA. RefSeq names its product QVR superfamily protein rtv. Gene Ontology annotation, biological process: regulation of synaptic transmission, cholinergic; positive regulation of voltage-gated potassium channel activity; sleep. The record is from RefSeq and is a predicted model, not a curated record. Lineage: Eukaryota; Metazoa; Arthropoda; Insecta; Hymenoptera; Braconidae. The transcript has 7 exons. The coding region runs from base 176 to 1720 and encodes 514 amino acids.
UCCCCUGUUCAUUCACAAAAUGGCGGAUAUCUUCGAACUCACAAUGAAAAUAGAAAAGCGAGAAAUUCAAUUUCACUCGAGACUCAAUCUGUAAUCUAUCAUUAAUCUAUGCGUUUUAGAUUAUUCGUUUCAUUAUUUCAUUUGAGAGAUUAAUUGCUGGAAUUGUAUUUUUUUCAUGAGAAUGAUUUUUUUUUUUGCAAUUGUGAUUUUCUGGAAUUUUUUUAUUGCUUUCGGAUUCGAUGCUCAGAUAGAGCUGAGUAAAUAUUGUAGGGAUAAAGACAGAUUAAUAACUUCUGAUGAGCUUGAUGAGUAUCUUCUCGUUGAUGCUGAAUUGAAUUCGACUCUGGGGCUUGAGUGUCAUUUUUGCAAUGAACCCAGUGAUGAUCAGCCCAGGAUGUGGUACUUCCAGGAUCGACUCCAGGAGAAAGAGGAGCGGGAAGUUGACUUGGGUAUGAGCAAUAACAUGUCUUCUAACCGAAUCCACUUGACGCCAGAAUUGAAUUUAAUUAUCAAAGACUUCGAGCUCAAAGAUGCUGGGAUUUAUAGAUGUCAUGGCCCACUGGGCCAGAACAUGGAGAAUAAAUUUAAUUACAGGAUUGAACCCAUUUUCAAGGACGUCCUCGAUAUUGGAGCUACUAAAGGCAAUAUGUCUGAUUGGGAGAAGUACAGGGAGGUCAAUCUGAUGCCUGUGACACUUCGUCUAGCUGUUUCCAGAAUGAAGGAAUUAGCUCAGAUUCGUGCUGCUGGUGUCACCCUCGAAAUAGUCUCUGAAUGGAGUGUUUGGAGUCCUUGUGAAAGAUGUAGAGGGAAGAAAGGGUUUAGAACGAGUAGAGGACAAUGUAGAAUAAAAAGAUUGAUAGAAAAUCGAACAAUGUUGACGGAAGAUGCAGAGCACAUAAUAAAAUUCUUUUCCAAGUCUCCCCUCAUCCCUUGCAAGUCCUUGACCCUCGAUUCCGAGUUUCCAGCCAUCAGCAGUGCAACCAAGUUCCUUCCAGAAUUUUUCCUCGAGGAGAAAUGCAAGAAGUGUCCGAGAGAAAAAAAAGUCAAGAAGGGUAAAUUCAAAUACAAGAAGAGGUACACUCUGGCCGAUGGUGCUCAUCUAGCUCUGGUAUGUCCAGAGAGCUCCAUGGAGUCACAAGUUACCUGGAGGAAGGACUCCACAGUCCUGAAGAAGGGGACUGGCAGAUCCUUCAGAAAAAAGGACGCAGAGGCCAGAGUACUCGUUGAUACAUUCUCCACGCUUUAUUUAAUUGGAGUAUCCAAUCAGGAAGAGGGAAAUUAUACUUGUUAUGUUGGUGAUGUCAGGAUGAUGCAGGUCAAAAUCAGAGUUGUUUCUAAAACUCGAUUAUUAACGCAAGGUUUACUCCGGAGAUGCGUCGAUUGUCGAUCUAGGGGGGAGUUGGGCUCGUGCAAGGAUCCUUUCACAAUGAAUGCUACGAUGAUUGAGAGUGAGCCCGGUGUUGAUGUUGUACCAUGUGCGUCAGGAUGGUGUGGAAAAGUGAUAGAAUCACCUAAUUUGAAUAAUGAAUACGGUACAGCAACGCAAAGAAUGUGCCUCCAACGAGGACCGGGCGAUGGUGAGGAGAGAUGUGCCUACACAAUAAAAAAUUCCAAGAAAGUGUGGAUGUGCUUCUGCAAUGGUGACUUGUGCAACACCGCCAAUUCCCUCAGCAUUUCUGGAUUAUUUGUAUUCGUAAUGAGCCUCGUUGCACUCCGGUGAUGGACAAAAGACUGUAUAUUUUAAUGUAAAUAGUAGAAUGAUGGAUAAUGCAAGUACAAAUAACCUGACAUUGUAUCUCUGGGGAAUAAAGCGUGAGUGCCGAUGGUCGUUCUCAUUAAAAUA